Hypomesus transpacificus is the source of this 1584-nucleotide messenger RNA. RefSeq names its product ubiquitin protein ligase E3D (gene ube3d). Gene Ontology annotation, cellular component: ubiquitin ligase complex; cytosol; nucleus. Gene Ontology annotation, biological process: proteasome-mediated ubiquitin-dependent protein catabolic process; protein autoubiquitination; protein monoubiquitination. Lineage: Eukaryota; Metazoa; Chordata; Actinopteri; Osmeriformes; Osmeridae. Gene Ontology annotation, molecular function: cyclin binding; ubiquitin conjugating enzyme binding; ubiquitin protein ligase activity. The record is from RefSeq and is a predicted model, not a curated record. Bases 204 to 1463 code for a protein of 419 amino acids. The transcript is spliced from 10 exons.
AUAACAGUUCCACUAGCUGAAUAGCUGCUACAGUUUCAGCAUCAGAUAGUCUGCUCCAUCGCAAAUAUAGAGGUUUAGGACUAUUUUCACUUCUGACAAACCUUGCAUUUAUUGGGCCAUUAACUCCCUUUGGCAUCCUGUUUGCCAGCAGUUCUUGUUCAGCUGGGUUACGUAGCUAUCAACACAACACGUGUGUUUCAGUGAUGGGUGAUAGCAUGACCAACGCCGGAGAAGUUGGAAUCUUUCUUGAACUCAGAAAACGGUUGCAGAGUGGACUACUUGUUCUGGGGAGUGAGGUGGCUGGCAGCCCUGCAGAGGCCAGGGUGACAGCAGGAGAGUCGUGCCUCCUGGUCCAUACAGCCAGAGGCCUGCUAUCCCUCAAGCUGCCACCAGGGGUCAGUGUCACACAGGACUCCCUUGUGCAGACCUCCGGACAGCCGGGAGAGGAACUGCACUACAGGAUGCGCAUCACAAUCGACCAGAAUAUAGAUGAAAAGCCCUGUUGGGAUGUGAUGGAGAGGCUGAGGGUGCAGGAGACCUACAGCUUCACCUGCCAAGCCUGUGGCACCAGACUCCUGCAGGACAGGGUGUUCCGGCGUGUUCUACCUCUGCCAAAUGGGAACUGGAACGCCCUGGUGGAUGACUGGUGCUGCCACCCGGACCCCUUCGCCAACCUCAAGCUAUUGCCCCGACCGGAGGACUGCCUCUUGGGUGACUCCUACUUCCUGCUGCCCUCUGACAGCGGCUGCAAGGACACCCUCACACAGGAGGUCCAGGAACUCACAGACAGAGAGGAGGGGGACACUCAGGAGACCAAGAAACCAUGUCGUAGACGAACCGUUAUCUCCUGCCAGAGCUGCUCCUCAGGCCUGGGAGAGGCUGUCACACCAGACACUCUGAAGCUGUAUAUCACAGAGGUGGAGGUGAGCCAGGAGGAUGGACACAGUAUCGGGGGGGCAUCUCGAACCAGCGAGGGGGAGGGCCAGGAGGCAGACAGGUGUGCGUCCAGGUGUGCGUUCCUGGAGAGGACCCUGGCCGCCAGGCUGCUGGAGCUCUCCUCGUCCCAGAGCAUCUUCCGCUUCUCCAUCCAGACCCCGGACCAGCGGGCCCACAUCCUGCUGUGGCUGCUGAACAGCGACACCCUGGUGCUGUGGGCUCCAGAGGAGACCGUCAUGGCCCACGUCCUCGACUCCUCCCCCAGCCUCCGCCCGCCUUCCCCGAGCCAAUCGCGCGCGGCCGCCGGCGCCCUGAAGCUACUCUACGUGGACUGCUCCGCCGCCGAGGGCGACCGCUCACAGGAAGAACUGAUCACAGACUGGGAGAGGACCGUGAGUGUCCAUCCUCUGGAAUUGCCUCAGACUUCCUGUGUGGAAGUGCUCCGGCUGCUGACCACUUCCACUUCCUGUUUACCUCCGUCCCUGCGGCGCUGCGAUGCCUAUCAGGUGGCGUACCUGAGGAUAUGAGGUCAUGGGGUCGUUCCUCCCGGAGGAGACACCUGUUCUCUGUAGAUCACCAGAACCUGCCCCCGAAAACCUGGAGAAUGGUGUCAGGUGACCCAGAAGCCUGGUCAGAUGGCCUAGAAAU